Molecule: messenger RNA, 697 nt
Organism: Vitrella brassicaformis
Lineage: Eukaryota; Vitrellaceae
Source: the annotation of a GenBank genome assembly
CUAAGUUUCCUAAUUACACACCACAGGGGGGCUCUGAUGCUGGUGUGCCUCUCGAAUCCAUACCGACCGCAUUGGGUGACAUGCACCACUUUGCUUCGUCCAUCCGGCUUUCAGUCUUGAGCCUGGCUUCGUCGUCCUUGGACUUGACGAUCGGGACCUCGUAUGGGCCGCUGGCGCAGUCUGGGUCUCGAAGGCACUCGCCGUCACCAGUGCUGAUUGACAGAUAGAAAAUGUCACCAAAAUUGAAUGUCACAUCCGUGAUACCACACCGAAAACGUACUUCGUGGUCAAAACUGGAGUGCGAACGGCGUCGACGACACAGACAUGCUUUUUCAGCUGUGAACCGUCGGAUUUCCAACAACCGAUGGUGGAUUCUGCCAAAAUGAUGCAGACUUGUGUGACAGAGUCAGACGUGGUGUUUGAAUCUGUCCGUCUCACUGCCUGAGAGGUGGUAGUAUUUGUCGUGGACGGACUGUCCUGUGGACUCAUCCUUGUGGGUGCCGUCCUCCUCUCCCAUCCACCCUUUGAAAGCGACCGUACAGGGAAUCUUACCAACGCCUGCCAUCGUCUCGUUUGCAGUGGUGAGCGUUGCCACGGGGGCGAAGUGGACAUGGUUGUGAGGAAGGGCCUGGCCAUCAGACACAAGCAGUGCCGCCGCCACAAUGACGAGACGGAGAACCGAGCAGAUGGCCUUCAU